Molecule: messenger RNA, 996 nt
Organism: Yarrowia lipolytica CLIB122
Lineage: Eukaryota; Fungi; Ascomycota; Dipodascomycetes; Dipodascales
Source: RefSeq, a predicted model, not a curated record
AUGACCGACUCGGAAUCGCCGUCUCCAGGCCACGACUCGGACACCUUUGACAGAAAUGGCAGUCCAUUGAGCGACGUGUCUUCGCCGGCAGACACAAACACAUCGGCCUCGAAUCCGGCCCACCCAACGGACGACUCAUCACUAACCGACACCGAGGCCUCUCUCAAGGCCCAAUUGGCGGGCUUUGUCGAAGGCCUGGUCGACGACACAAACAUAACCGACACAAACACAUGUUCAGCUACCGUCGUUGCUCCUCUAAUCACUGCUGCUCCCACCACCACCACCACCACCACCAUCACCGCUACUGCUAGCACCACAGUGUCCACCACAACAGCAGCAACCACGUCUAUCGCAGUUGGCGCGCCGUCUGCCUCGGGCAAGUCCCUCACCCCGGCACAAAGCCUGGCGCGAAAACUGUCGGAAAAACCGCCCACCAAACUGUACAAGAAAACGCAGACUAACCGCCGUCGGUCCCCUCCCGUGGCCACCAAUGGCCCCAUAGCCAUUGCUCCCGCUCCGGUAUUGCGUCCGUUGCUCCCCAAGCCCGUGGUGCCUAUCCGGCCCAAAAAGCGAGCAAAGUCCGUGGGUGGAGCGUCCGCCAACAGCGCCGCAGUGCCCACCACGGUUGCCCCCUCGGCCGUCACACAGACACCGUCAGUCGUGCGACGAGCCUCCAAGACAGCCUCCGCUAACACCUCCAACACCAAGGCCUCUUCCACAGCCGCCGUCAACACGACCAUAUCUCCUUCGUCGUUAUCGCUCCCCACAAAACGCAAGUCGUCAGACGUGUCGACCGACUCAUCGCUGGACAUGAUGCUGACUCCAGCAACGACUCUGGACAUGAGCCUCGACAUGAGCCUGAGUCUGGACAUUUCGCAGCCUAACUUGGACUUUUGGCCCGACGAUCUGGAAUGGCAGGACUCGGGAAUCACACAGCCCAAGGAGCUGAAUCUGGAGGAUAUUUUUUACGAUCUAGAUGAGCAAAUUAUUGCUUAA